ACGUACCUAUAUAACAUCAACGUUCCGGUUAUUUGAUCAAGUUAACCGAGUUUUCCGAGUGAGAAGGGAACGUUUAUUUUGCAACCCGGUCCCCUUACGGGCGGUAUAUGCAAAAAUAUGAGAAUCCGCCUAAGAUGUGCGGUUGUACUUGUUGCACUGCUUCAAGUUGUACUUGUUACAAGCAAGGCAUUAGAAAAAAAUAGUCAAUUGGCAUUAUUGCAACCACAAGUGCAAGGCCAAGAUCAACAAACUCGUGGUAUACAAAAAAGAUAUGCACCUGAAGAAGAACAUCAUGAUGAUCAUCACGAUGAGGGUUAUUGGAAAAAAAAAUUAAUAUGGAAACCAGGCUGGAAAAAAAUUUGGAAAUCAGCACAAAAACAAAUUUGGAAACCAGCAUGGAAAAAAGUAUGGAAACCAAUAUGGGAACCAACAAAAAAAGCUGUAUGGCGUGAUAUACAAGUACCAGCAUGGAAAAAAAUAUGGAAACCAGUGUGGAAAGAAAUAUCAGUGCCAGUAUGGAAAGAAAUAAAAGUACCAGCAUGGAAAAAAAUAUGGAAACCAGUAUGGAAACCAAUUAAAGUACCAGCAUGGAAAGAUAUACAAAUACCAGAUUGGAAAAAAAUACAAAAACCAAUAUGGAUUGAUAUUAAAGUACCAGCAUGGAAAGAUAUACAAGUACCAGCUUGGAAAAAAAUAUGGAUACCAGAAUGGAUUAAAGUUGGUAUACCAGGUGAAAAAAAUCUUGGUACUGAUGAACAUGGUUGGCAAUAUACAUCACAUGAUUUAUGGAAAAAAAAGUUAGUAUGGAAACCAUCAUGGAAAAAAUAUUGGAAACCAAGUAAAAAACAAAUAUGGUUACCAGAUAAAAAAUUAGAAUGGAAAGAAGAAUGGAAACAAAUAUGGAAACCAGGUAAAAAACAAAUUUGGAUUGAUGAUAAAAAAUUAGAAUGGAAAGAAGAAUGGAAACAAAUAUGGAAAAUUGAAAAAAAACAAGAAUGGAUACCAGAUAAAAAAUUAGAAUGGAAAGAAGCAUGGAAACAAAUAUGGAAAACUCAACAAAAACAAGAAUGGAUACCAGAUAAAAAAUUAGUAUGGAAAGAAGAUUGGAAAGAAACACAAGUACCAGCAUGGAAAGAAAUUUGGGUUCCAGGCUGGAAAAAAAUAUGGAAACCAGUUUGGAUAUCAGAAUGGUUCCCAGCAGAGGAUCAUCAUCAUCAUCAUCAUCCUGAACCGGAACACGGAUGGCAAGAUCGUAAAGAUGAGACAACUGAUGAUCAGAGACAACGACUUGCACGACAAAGUCAGCAACCACAGCAACAACAACAACAGCAAGAAUUUAAUUUACCACAGUCAUUUAUACAGGGUCAACCACAACAACAACAACAACAAGGUGUCAGUUCAAUAUCAUCAAUAACUGAUGACCUAGUUCCACCAUCAUCUGAUCAACAGUCAGCAUGGAAAUUUCCAACAAAUAGUUAGACUGACUAAUUAUUUUUAAUUUCUUUUUUCAUUUAAAUGAGCUUGUACAAAGACAAAAAAAAAAAAAAACCACUAUUUUAUUUUUUUUAUUUUAUCUCAAUCAAGCGAUGGAGAAAUUACUACGUGUAAUAUAAAAUGCUGUAUAUAUACUCAUUGAAAUUUAAGUAGAUAAAAAAAAAAAGAAUAAAAUUAACAAAAAAUUACCAAACCUAUUUCCCAAAUUUUCCUCAAAACAACAAUGUUUUUCGCAAAAAAAAAACAGCUUUUUUUUUGUACUGAAUUAUUUUUUUAAUAAUUUUACAACAAUCAACAAUAUUGUUUUAUUAUUAAUAUUAUUAUUAUUAUUAUUUACGUAUUUGUUUAAUUUUUUUGUUUAUACGUUAUUUGUUAUGAUAAUUGUUGAUUAAUGCUUGUUGAAAAUAAAUAUUUUUUGUUA
Molecule: messenger RNA, 1915 nt
Organism: Aphidius gifuensis
Lineage: Eukaryota; Metazoa; Arthropoda; Insecta; Hymenoptera; Braconidae
Exons: 4
Coding region: 118-1479 (453 amino acids)
Source: RefSeq, a predicted model, not a curated record